UAGUUUGAAUUUUUUCUUCUUAUUCAACUCAGCAUUUUCCUGGGGUGGACUUGACCUUUAAAUUGAGAAUCAAAACAAUUGGAACACCCCCGUCCUUGUUCUGAAACUAGAUCCUGAAAUCCGACAUAUUCGACACAAAUUCCAAACUGAGCAAUGUCACCGAUAGUUUUUUACCAAAUCAGCUGACGCGAACGGAAAACCAAUCAUAACUUUUCCCCGAGCCGGGGAGCUCAAUGCCCCCCUUUAGAUUAGAUGUCAUAUCCUUCCAGCCGUACAUACGGGGCAAAAAAGUAUGAGGUCACCCCAGUGAAAAAAAAGCGACAGAGUAUAAUCUGCAAGUUGUUGGAGAGACUAAUAAAUCCACUUAAUUUUGCCAACUUUGCGUUAAGCUGUGCGACUUGAAUCCAAUAACCACCCACGUUAUACUAUAAUGCUAUAGUGGGAGAGAAACUCAUAUUAUUGGAUUUAUAUUCUUCAUAUGAUAUAUUUCAUCAAAGGUUGCACUGGAUCCCGCCCGUGUUGGGAUAUCGCUGUGGGAUAUAUUACGUUACUUUGGAAACAUGAAUGCGAUUAGGUCCUGUAUAGUGUUACUGCUGAUAUUAUGUUGUCUUCCCAGCGUAAAGCUUUCACAAGCGGUUCAACAGAAACUCCUCGAUGUGGACUUCGAGACUUCAACAUUGGGAGGGUUCACACAAAGUCAAAUAGAUCAAUAUGAUUGGCAGUGGAGAACGGGAAGAAAUCAGAUGCAUGUGAACGGCCCCGCGGUAGACCAUUCAACUACCACGUCAGCAGGACAUUUCAUGUUCGUCAACACUGUAAGUUGGAGAAGCGGUAGUAAAGCGGAACUAUACAGCCCCAACCUACCGGCCAGCGGUUCCAACCGCUGCGUGCGGUAUUAUUUCUACAUGACCGGUAUCACACCGGGGUCACUGACCGUCAGGGUCAAGUCAGGGACCGGUUACAAUAUGACGUCAGAGGUCGUAGGUCAACAAAGUGGUGAUAAAGGUCAAGGCUGGCAUCGCGGCAUGGCUAGUUUACCGCCCAUUGGAAAGAGCUACCAGAUAACAUUUGAGGCGACUAGUGACAGUACAAUCGGAGGGGAAAUCGCCAUUGAUGAUGUUGAGGUUCUCAAUUCUUCCUGUCCGAGCGACGAAUUUCAGUGUUCUUUUGAGAGUCCGGAUCUUUGCGGGUUCAUUCAAGAUCCGACCGAUGAUGGUAACUUGGUGUAUUCGAACGGAAAGACAGAUAGCUUCUAUACAGGACCCUCGUUUGACCACACCUUCCAAAAUUCUUCAGGGCAUUAUGUAUUCAUGGAGGCCACGCCCCUCGGACGUGACCAGAAGGUCCGGCUCAUCACCCCCACCCUACGAGGUGUCCCUUCCGACCAGGAGGCCCAUUGCCUGGUGUUCUGGUACCAUAUGUUUGGCAUGGCCGUUGACUCAUUGGCUGUCUAUCUCCUGGAUGCCACGAAGCAGGUGUCCACAUUGGAAUCCACAGAACCCCAAUGGAUCCUCAGAGGCAACAGGGGCAAUCUCUGGAGGGCGACGGAAGUGUCCAUCACCAUGCGAACUGAUUACAAGAUUGUCUUUGAAUUUUCUCGAGGAGUUCGGUACGAUGGGGAUAUAGCUAUCGAUGACGUCAUGGUGACAUCAUAUGCCUGCCCUGGUAACCAUGUCUACGCAAACGUAUCGAGUGUCUCAUGCGAGUUCGAAGAGGCUGAUAUCUGUCACUACGUCCAGGAUAGGACAACGGACACCGAGGAUUGGCAAUGGGGCAACGGACAGACCUAUGUCGAUUUCACUGGCCCAAGCGUGGAUCACACCCGAGGCGACGAACUUGGUUUUUAUCUCUUCUUUGAGAGAUCCGUGGGCGGAGGAGACGACGCGCGCAUCUCGUCGCCUCCUAUCCAGCCGCAGAGAGCGUCAUCCUGUGUCGAGUUUUGGUAUCACAUGUACGGCACAGACGUAAACGCUCUAAUCGUAUACAUCAACCGCCUGGACGGAGACUUUCCAGACAGACAGGUUUGGAACAUGACGGGGAAUCAAGGAGAUAGGUGGCACCGAGCAGAGCUGAUGGUUCCGGCAUCUCUCUAUCCGCUUCAUCUUGUGUUCCAUGCUUUUGGUGGUACUCAAUUCAGGGACAACAUUGCUAUAGAUGACAUCAGACUUUUUGAGAGUGCCGAAUGCCCUGAAGUAUCCCCGGACACACCGAUUGACGAGCCAAUCCCUCCCCUUGUAAGAAGCGUUGCGUGUACGUUCGAGCAAGGAUUCUGUAACCUCACCCAGGAGAGUAACGAUGUUUUUGAUUGGACGCUUGGGCAGGGGACAGACGCGAACCAGGAAACCGAGAACAUGAUAGACCAUACCUACGCGAAUACCACGGGAACAUACGCGUACAUUGAUACAUCAAAGCGUUUCUUGAGGACCAACGACAAGGCACGCCUAAAAUCACCCCUCAUCGCUCCAUCCCAGUAUCCGCGUUGCUUCACCUUUUAUUACUUUAUGGCCUCAAAAUAUGCCGAUUUUCUCAAUGUGUAUAUCGUUCCGUACGGCGGAACUGAAACCUUUGACCCACAGUUUGUGAUAUACGGGAAACAGGAAGCAAAAUGGUUGAAAGCUACGGUGGCUAUCGAACCGUCUAGGACCACAGCUGUCUACGUGAUCAUCGAAGGUGUGAUAGGACGGAGAGCAAAUCAAGGGGACAUCGCUAUUGACGAUGUCAGACUGGAAAAUAAUGGCUGCCAAAUACCAGAAAUAACACCAACAAAUCUCCCGCUGACAGCUAACUGUGAUUUUGAGCUUGAUCGAGGCUGCGGCUACAUCCAAGAAAAGACAGAUAACUUUGACUGGAUUAGACACCGAGGAAGAACCGAGACGUUGGAUACUGGACCUCUAGUCGACCACACCAAGGGAACAGCAGAAGGGUUUUAUUUCUAUGCGGAGGCAUCCCAACCCCAGAGGCCCGGUGACCGAGCCGCCUUUCUCGUCCCACCCAUUGAUGGGAGGAGCCAACCUAUGUGUCUCAGGUUCUUCUAUCACAUGAACGGCGUGGACACAGGAUCCCUCAGGAUCUCCAUGGUGCUUCCCGGACACCAGACAGGGUCUACAGGGUUGGAGAUCCUGAGGCUCUAUGGUCAGAAGAUGACGUCAUGGUUACCGGCUAACAUUGAUGUUAUUGAGGUCGAUGGACCAGUCCAGAUAAGAUUUGAGGCUGUCAUCGGUAAAUCAUACCGCAGUGACAUCGCCAUCGAUGACAUCACUUUCCUACGCAGACCCUGCGAUGGACUACCGAGUGAGUCUCUGUGCGACUUUGAGAAGGGCCUGCACGAUUGCAACUACGAGGAAAGCGGAGGUCCCUCGAUCUACUUCCAGUGGUCAUGGUACGAUUCAGCGACACCAUAUAGGCCUGCUCUACAGUCAUUAGAUUCCCUCACGGAAGAGGGCUCAAGAGAUUCUUUCCUGUUCAUCAUGGUUGGAGAAAAUCAAAUUUCUCCAGGCUCAACUUCAAACAUAUCAAGCCCUUUUCUUAACGGCGUCUCAUUCCUCGGUCACUGCGUAGCGUUCAAUUAUGCCGUACUUGGAAGCGGCGAGCUACAGCUCUUGGUUUUUGUAGAGAGCGAGAGUGGAGCCUCACAACUCUUGGGAAAGCUUGAUACGUCACAAAAGUGGAAAAGAGCUACGAUACCGCUAGGAGCAGGAGAAUAUUACAAUCCUUUUAAAGUCACAUUUAUGGCUCAACUGAAUAAUAAACAUGACAGUGAUAUAGAAGUAAUUGCAAUAGAUGACAUUGCAAUUACAGUAGGAGUGUGUAAAACAGGAAAUGUUUUACAAAUCGAAGGAAAGCAUAUACCCGUGCUUGCGCUAUCACUUCUUCUGGUCAUCUCUACCCUCGCGCUGAUCAUCGUCUGUUUCUUAUGGAUACGAAGACGACAUCGGUCGCCAUUUCCCGUCAUGUUUCUACAACGACGCCAGAGCGAUGAACACCCAAUCACGAUGUCGCUGGCCAACAACGAUCAUUCGACUUUAGAUACGACAAUGAGUGUGGAUGAAUACAGAUCAUGAUAAUAACUUAUUAAUAAUAACAAUUACAUAUUCAAUGUGUGAUUGUUGUAAUGUUUUGUAUUAAUUGUAAUUAUUUUUUCUAUGAGGAGAUGAAUAUUUUAGAUAUUUUGGAUAAAGUGCUGUAGAUAGAUGAUUGUAUAUCAGAUCAUAUAAGAGUAUCUAAAUUUGUCCUUUGUUAUAUGUAUAAGAGUCAGUCCUCUUCAGAAUUUGUGGUGUGAUAGAUUUACCAGCCUAUAAAAUAAAGAGCAUUU
Molecule: messenger RNA, 4312 nt
Organism: Lytechinus variegatus (green sea urchin)
Lineage: Eukaryota; Metazoa; Echinodermata; Echinoidea; Temnopleuroida; Toxopneustidae
Product: MAM and LDL-receptor class A domain-containing protein 1-like
Exons: 19
Coding region: 561-4061 (1166 amino acids)
Cellular component (GO): membrane
Source: RefSeq, a predicted model, not a curated record